CCCCUGCGGCUCCACAGCCCCCGCUUGCUGAUGGGGCGACCAGCUGAUGGAAGGAGACGCCACGCCCCCGAGCGGGCGCAGUUCCCCCCAGGCCGGUUCCAAACGCUGUUCUCGUUUCAGGCGCGCUCUUCGGAGAAGCCGGCGCCUGCGCAGUGAGCAUAGAAACCGAGCUCCUGCUAGAGCAGCUGAAAGAGCAGCUCCAGGACCUGAGGAUCCAGCUGGAGACCCAGGUCAAUUACUACGAGCGGGAAAUGGAGCUGCUGAAAAGGAGCUUUGAGAGGGAGAGGAAGGACAUUGAGCAAGGCUUUAAGCUGGAGAUCAGCGAGCUGGAAGAGCAGAAGGCCGACCUGGAGCAGCUCAACAUGAAAUCCCAGGAGGUGAUCGAUGGCUUGAGAGAGCAGCUGCAGAAAUGCGCUCCCAGCCCGGAGCUGGAGCAGAGGCUGGAGACGGAGCGGUCGGAGAUGGAGCAGUAUUAUGCCAAAGAGAUUUGCAGCCUGGGCCAGCGGCUGGCUCAGGAAAGGGACCAGCUGGAAGAGGAGCUGAGGGUGCAGCACAGGAAGGAGCUGCAGUCGAUGAGGACACACGUGGAUGAACUGCAGAGAGAGAAGGCAAAGGCGCUGUCGGAGACAGACAAGUUAAAUCAGCUGGGCUGCCAGGUGCAGGAGCUGGAGGAGGAGCUGGAGCGGGCGAGGCAGGAGUGCCAGACGCUGCGGCUAACGGUGGUCCAGCUGAGGGAGGAGCUGGAGGAAAGGCAGGACCAGUUACUGGAAGCCAGCACAGGGCAGAGCCUGGCCCAGGUGCAGCACAGGCAGGAGCUGCAGCAGCCCCCGGGGCAGCCGGGCCACAUCAUCUGGCGCUGCGGCUGA
Pelodiscus sinensis (Chinese soft-shelled turtle) is the source of this 866-nucleotide messenger RNA. Lineage: Eukaryota; Metazoa; Chordata; Testudines; Trionychidae. The record is from RefSeq and is a predicted model, not a curated record.